This is a messenger RNA of Daucus carota subsp. sativus, 3775 nucleotides long. RefSeq names its product DUF724 domain-containing protein 6. Bases 2384 to 3652 code for a protein of 422 amino acids. Lineage: Eukaryota; Viridiplantae; Streptophyta; Magnoliopsida; Apiales; Apiaceae. The record is from RefSeq and is a predicted model, not a curated record. The transcript has 9 exons.
CCGCCUUGAAUACACCCUGCUCCAUUGUGCGUAUUUAACCAGAAACCCAACACACGCGUAUACACUUCCAUGGGUGAAGCAAGCAAAUUAACAACGUGUUCUUUGGUUUCCACAGCCCCAAAAACACAAGAAGCCCUUCUCCCCAAAACAAUCCCCUGUGUUCUAGGUGAUAAAUGGGUUGUCUUCGUUCACAAAGUAUGUUACAUAAGGGUUUCAAAACCUCUAAUUUUUCAAAAGAUCAAAAAAUUUUAGCCUUAAGCUGUGGUUGAUGGAUUUUCUCUAUAUGGGUGCUGCUCUACUUAAUUCAAUCUGGGUUUCUUCAUUCCUCGCCAGAAUCUUCUCAUGACUUCUUAGGUGAAAGGCAUGGAUGAUAAGUUUUCAAGGUAUGGGCGGUGCUCAAGCCUCAUGAUUCAACUCCUUAAAAAGUUAUAACCUUGCUUACUCAAGUUAUUUGGGGGUUUCAAGUUUUAAGUUGGUCACAUCGCAUGUGGAUCUGCACAUUCAACCUACCGGAGAAGCUUCAAAUGGAGUAUAUCGUUCUGUGAGCAUUUGAGGUUCUGAUUUUGGCCUUAACCUUAUUGAUUUUUAAAUCCAACUCCAGUUGUCAGAUCAUCAAUAUCGCUCAAACCACGGCAGAAACUAACAAGGGUCAAUUGAUUGGUAGACCACUACAUACGGUAAAAGGAUUUAGAAUACUAUCUUUAAAGCACCAUGUGAGCUCUAUUGUUAAUUUUGUUGGAUGUUUUUCUACUAUACUUCAUUAUUAAUAUAAUAUGCCGUGUCCCUGUACCCAAAAAAUAAGAGGACAUGCAUGUCUGUGUUCCCAAUUCUGAGAUUAUCCGAGUCUCCAACAGACCAUACCCCAUCUGAAGUAACAUGGAAUUUAUUGGCAUCACAUGAUCCAUGUUUUACAUCUUACUUAUAAAUUUUUUUUAUGUGUGUUUCCUUAAGAAAAGAGAUCAAAAUGAAAUGUCUGGACUCCUCCUAUAUCAUUGAUUGUCCAUUUACAAGCUUUUAUGGAUUCGAACUAGCUACUAUGAUGAAACCUGUAACCAUGACGGUCUUGUUAAUUCUUUUGUUGAGGCUAGCUUCAAUGAAGAAGACUCAAAGGGUUCUUAGCAAUUGCUAGUCUUUGUUGAUGUCCAGGAAAACCCAGUUAGAAUGUCAACUAAUAUAUUAUAAUGACUAUAAUGACUCAGGAGUUGGGACCUGUUUGUGCAACACACAUUUAAGUUAAAAUUACCUUCGAAUUUACAAUCAACUUAUCAUCCUCAAUAGAGGUUGUCCCAGGUCCAAAACAGAAACCCAGAAGACUCUUUUUACUAUGUUAAAAGGUGUUUAAAAAAAACGAAUUUGGCUUAAAUCAUUUAAGAUAAAUGAAGGGUGAAAUGAAAUCUAUUCUAGAUAUAGGACAACAGUGAGCAAAUUGAUUCAAAAAGUCAGAUACGCCCUUGUCUAUUCUAUAUAAUUUCAUGUGUUUAAGGGUUAUUCUUGUCUUUUAUACUAAAUCAUUAUUAUGCAAUUAAUGUCUUUUCAUCAAUAUAUUCUUACUAUACUUAUUAACCUACAAUUAAUUCAACUUUUUUCUAAUGAUUACUUAAACUAAUCUUCUCCAUAAGUACAUAUUAGUACUCAUGUUUACCUUAUUUAAAAUCCUCACCAGUUCCAUUGAUUUAAAACCCUAAUUACUUCGCCAUCUGACAUUUUAUUGAAUGUAUGAUUUUGGUAAGUUUGACAUUCCGCUCGAUUAAUAUAACAUAUGUAGUUUUGUUACAUAAUCUAUGCCUUAAUUCGAUAUGUGGUCCAUUUUUGGUAUAGGUCCAAACUUAGAAAAAUUAUUUCCAAAUAUCCCUUUUGCAUACAUAGUGUGAUAUACUCUUUACUACUGAUGCUUGACAUCUCAAUUCUAUCUUCCCUGCAGAAUAGUUCUAAAUAUGAUUUUAGUGACCCCACACACAUACCUACUUGUGCGUACUUGUGUGUAGUAAAUUUCAGCUUGUGUACUAAGUCACAAUUUAAAUCUUUGCGGUUCUUUUUAAGUUAUGUAUUUUCAUUAUAUUAGCCACAAGAUGAUACGAUUUUUCUGUCAUAUAGAUAUACACUACUCAGACCCGGCUUUAACCCCAUGCGGUCAUGCAAUGGCAUGGGGCCUGCCAAAAAAGGGGCCCCAAAAAAAUCCAAUUACAUAUACAUGUUAAUUAAAUUAUAUAAUCUUAUCUAUAUCUGUUCUAUCUCAGCACACCACUACUCCACAAACACGCUGAAAGUCUCUGUUUUUUUCGUUAUUUAUUGGGCACCAGGGCAAAGGCAGUAAAGAUCAAGAUUACAACCCUCUAAGUGCAAAUCAAAAAGUGCCAACUGAAUUACAACUCAGCAAAAAGUGAUGUCAUCGGAUAGAAUGGAAAGUGUACAAGGUUUAAACUUGCGCUAUAUGGUUUGUCAGUUUAAUACUCAUCAAAUGGAAGCACCCGAGCAGGAUGUCCUUGUUGAUUUCACGGCCCGAAGCCAUGGAGAUGGUCCUAUUGUCCCUAUUGAUACUGAAAAGUUAUUAAUUGAGAAGCAGCAGUGUCAAGCGGAUUUACCUGCUCAGGUUGCAUCAACUAGUUCCAUGCCCCCAAUCAACAGAGAUGUUAAUCAUGCAAAUGGAGUUGUGAAUGUCGCUGGUGCUACUGGAGAAUUGUUAGCCAGGAAGCGCAAAAAUCAAGUGGAAGUACCUUCUCAGGACACAUGUAAUGAUGAUCAUGCAAAUGGAGUUGCAUAUGUGUCUGGUGCUUUUGUCCCUGCUGAUACUGAAAAUAUAUUAUUUGAGAAGCAGCGGCGUCAAGCGGCUUUGCCUCCUCAGGAUGCAACAAUUGGUUUCACUGCUCCAAUCACCAGAGUUAAUCAUGCAUAUGGAGUUGCAGAUGUUGCUGGGGUAACUGUCCCAGCCAGCACUGAAAACUUAUUAUAUAGGAACUGCAGGCAUCGAGUCGAAGAACCUGCUCAGGACGCCUGUACUGGUUUCACAGCCCCAAUCAGCAGAGACGUUAAUCAUGCAACUGGAGUUGCGGAGGUCGCUGGUGCUAGUGCUGAUAUUGAGAAGUUACCAUUUGAGAAGCACAGGCAGUACUGGGAAUUUGCUGAAUCUUUUGAAGCCUGUAAAAAAAUGCCCCAGAAUCCGCAUUUUCGUCCUCUGAAAUUCUGCAAGGAGAUUGUCCGUGAGGGGCAAGCUCUUGCUAGAAUGGUUACUUAUAAUAACAUAGUUAGAAAAAUUUCAAACUUUAAUAUGGAUACAAAAAGAGAAGAAAUGAUGGAUGAGUUGUCACUUCUCGAGGAUUUGGAUGCACAUGGAUUUAACGUCCAAAUGCUAAAAGAUCGGUUAAACAAGUUAUUAAUGUUUAAGAGCGAGGAGGAAAAGGUGAAGAACAUGUUAGAACAGAAAGAAAAGGUGCUCUCUAUACAUGUUGAGGAGAGUCGUAUAUUUAACGGGACAAGAGCUAAAAGAGAAGAGAGAGUGCAGGAAUUGUGGAAAGAAGUUGCGUCUAUUCAAAAGGAGGAGGAAUAUAUAGAUGCUAAAAAAGCGAAUCUGCAGCAGGUAGAGGAAGCUAAUAAUGAAAAAUGUGGAAGGAUUAAUAUGCAGAUCGAAGAACAUAUUGCUUCUCCGUUGUGGUAGAUAAUUAGUUAACCUUGUUUUUUUAUUUUGCGUUUUUAUCGGACUAUAUGAUAUGUUGGUAAGACUUAUAUCGAAUUAUUAUAUUAAUACAAUAUCUCGAGAUAUUUUGACUUUUCUUAUAAA